Messenger RNA from Zootermopsis nevadensis, 3827 nucleotides. RefSeq lists its product as uncharacterized. NCBI's taxonomy places the organism in Eukaryota, Metazoa, Arthropoda, Insecta, Blattodea, Termopsidae. The record is from RefSeq and is a predicted model, not a curated record. Gene Ontology annotation, molecular function: peptidase activity. Gene Ontology annotation, biological process: protein modification by small protein removal.
UACGGGAGUCAUGCACCUCCACACACAGUCAUCGGUCGAAAUAUUAGUCUUCUGUGGAUAGUCUGAAUUUUGUGAAACUCGUCUUCAUAAAAGCAUAGUCAUUCUAAAUGAUUACAUACCUGUAUUCGUUCUGGCGUGCAAAAAACGCGUGACUGACUGUCAUCGUGAAUUAGCGAUACGUAAUACGUUCGACAUGUGUCGGUUUUGUUCAGCAUCAGUAGAAUAAUCGCUGUCGUGAAGCGUGUGUCGGUGAAAUUCGACUUUUAUAAUUUGUAUCGAAGAGAGGGCGGCUUUUGGAAAGAUUGAACAUAGUUAUUCUCGAAUCCACAAUCUACGACAAAAAGGUUACCCAGAGCUAGGUGAAAAACCCAUCAACUUCGAGUAUGGAGGAGGAUAUUGGAACAACAGUCGAGCUCUUUGUGUAUGACCUCACAAGGGGCAUGGCCCAGAUGAUGUCACAGAUGCUACUUGGUCGGCAUGUGGAUGGAAUAUGGCACACCGCGAUUGUUGCUUAUGGCAGAGAAUAUUUCUUUGGAUCGGGAGGAGUACAAAGUUGCCGACCGGGUGGCACAGUUUUGGGUGAAGCUACUCAAGUCAUUAAUCUUGGAGAAACCUUUAUCCCAUAUCAAGUAUUCUUGGAGUAUGUGUUAGGACUAGGGGAGACUACAUUUAGUCCAAGAUCAUAUGACUUGUUCAAACAUAACUGCAACAAUUUCACAAAUGAAGUAAGUCAAUUUCUGUGUGGGAAGUUGAUCCCAAAGUAUAUCCUUGAUGUUCCAGAAGAGAUCCUUAAUACACCGAUUGGACAAACAUUGAGGCCACUAAUAGACAGUCUAAGUGAAGGUGCAAGAGGUGUAACAUUUGGAGAGAAUGCCAGUAACGGCUUAAGGGAUUAUGAACCUCUUCAGUCAAGCAGAGAGAGAGCAGAAUCUCCAGACUUUGUUGAACUAAAUACGGCUAUUGACGAAGUCAGAAAGAAUUCUGUGGUUUUUUUUCGCAACGUAAUCAACGAGAAACUUGCCAAAAAAGAACGCAAGAAAAAGAAGAAGAGAGAGAAACGUGAAAAGGAUCGCGAGAGUGGUGGAAGCAGUUCAGCAGAACUCACUCCAGACAGCUCUAGUUCAACAACAGAACUAACACCUGACAGCUGCUGUAGCAAUUCAAAGAAUUCAUCAAGGCGUCCCAGCAAUAUGGCCGAUGGUGAGGCACCUGAAGUUACAGAACUCACAGCUAAUGGCUCUGAUGAAUCCAGCAAGAAAUCCACAGCAGAUGUUGAAGCUGAAAUAGAAGAACAAGAGGCCCGCGAAAAGAAAGAGAGGGAAGAGAGGAAGAAGAAUAGAGAACCUCCAAUAGUAUACAAAGAUGCAAUAAAUGUUCAGGUGGACUUUGAUGCACUGGUUGGUUUUGUGGAUGGAAUACUCUCACCUGAAGAACAACAGUCUUUGGAAGAGCUCCAUCAGUAUAUGUUGGAGGAUGAGGGUUCGUGGGCACUUGGUGACGGUUUCCUAAACUUUGUUGGACGAUUGCUUCAUGAUAAAUCUCUGAGGCCAGAAAUCAGAGUACGGAUUCUGAACGUGUUGGCUGCAGCUGCACUUAAGGAUGAUGUGAUAUUGUUGCUUCACCAGGACAGGAGAGAACAUGUCCUUAUGAACUAUUCACAUGAUGUAGAUAGAUUAUCUGUUGAAGAACAAGAAGCACUAGCAUUAUUUAUAUGUAACAUGUUUGAAAACUUGAGCAGCUCAGAGUGGCUACUGUACAUAUCAGAAUGGCAGUAUUGCAAUGCAACCAUCAGUAAUAUUCGGUGCACAACUAAGGUGGCUGUCAAUUCUCUGCUUUCUGAUAACGCAGUUCUUCGGGAGCGGGGAUCUGCAAUUAUACAUAAUCUCGCCUGCAAGGAGGUGUUUGAUGAUGUAGCUGUGGAGUUGACAAUGGCUCUGCUGCAGUAUUUCAACACCAAUCUUUUUUUAUGCAUGAAGGCUCUGAAUCGUUUCUGUCAAAUCUCACAGCAUGAUGUCCCACAACUUAUACAAAUGAUCGGCCCCGAGCCAGCUAAGUUCCGAGGAGCCUCUGCUCGAGUCGAUGAUCUCAUUGGUCAGAUCAGUAAACGACUACGUUAGCCUGACCUGAGAAAAUCUUCCAACAAAACAAAUGGCUGUCUAAGAAGAAAUGAACUCUGUUCCAGAUUAUACAAAGUAGGAUCUACCAUGGUAUAUGCUUAAAUUAUUAUAUUCCCCCUUGCAUAUGUUAACCAUAUCUGUGUAUGUACAGUGUGUUUCUCAGAUUUGAUAGGGAUGUAUCUUGUUGUUCAAUAAAAUUUGUAAUUUAAAGAGAAGAAAUACAGAAAUCAAGAAAGUCAAAACACCAACGAGAAUUGAGGAUGAUAUCAUAAAUAACCAUCUUCAAUUAUUUAUUAAUACUGAAUGAUUCAUAAGGUGAAGGAACAGGAAAAUAAUUAAUAAAAUCUUCUCAGGUUGUCAGCCCUGUCAAAUGGUCUUCUGAUGUCCUGAUCAUGAGAGCAGAGAAGAUCCCUGAAAUGUCAGCGAGUUCUAACCAUUUGACACGACUAAUUGACUUAAAAAUUUUAUUUAGUUCACCAUGAUAGUUUUAGAUCAUACAACAGAAAAAAUGAACACAUGGUAGACCUCAUAAAGUAUUUGUAGUGUCUUUUGAGUUUUGUUCUAAUUAGUGCUCUGAUUCAUUUUCCUUCCUUAUUUCUUCUGAAAAUGUAGCUGAAUAUUCUACCUUGCAUUUUUAAUUAUGACAAAAUUUGUAGUUAAUAAGUUAUUCCUUUAUAUAUUGUUAUAACACAGAAUAGGUAUUUAAAAUGUGAAGGAUAAUAUUUAAAAGAAGUAUGAAUUACAUUGCAACAACUGUCCUGAAUGCCUCAGAAUUAAAAUGGCAUAUCACAUUUACUGUACACUCCCACUGCUCCUUGCCUCACCUCAUCUUGGUUUAUCACAAUUCUGUAGGUUGGAAUACUGUGCACCACACACCAGUUUCUUUUGUGCUUGACAGUGAUCAGCUAAGAAACAGUACCAGUUGUAUUCCUGUUAGAAGAUGAAGAAGAAAAAUAAAAGAAUCAUCAAUAUAGACAUUUUUGGGUACUUGAUAUUUGGAGUAGUAGGGAUAUUUGUGGAGGGUUUGUGACAUUAUUUUAUAAUUUGUUAGAAAAUGAAGCAAAGUCUCAGCGUUUUUUUUUCUGAAUGAAGAGGGAAAACUUUUAUGGCUUGUUGAAGAUUGUGGUGCUGAGACUUGAGAGAAAUUACAAAUUCCAAGAGACCGAUCUUGGCUAUUGAAAUAAAAUAUUAGUAAUAACUUUAAGGUAAGUGAAUGCUUAGUUAGAAUUAUAUCUCAGAAGUAAACACAUGAACUCUGCUUUUUAUGCUGAUAAUAUCUUUCCUUUAUUACACAGAGACAGCAUAUAAGAAGCACAAUUAUUAUAACAGUAAAACAACUGGUCAUGCAUACCAGUUAAUUUUUUGAGUUUGUCUGCAUUUGAACAAUUAAUUGAUUUUAAAGCCAUUGUUAUUUCCUGUUCUUUAAAAGACUGAUUUCUGAAUAAAAAAUUAUAUUAAGGACAACAAAAGAUUUGUUCAGAGAAUCCAAAUAAAUUUGUGUGGAGAGCAUCAUACCAGAAGGGCAUAUAAACAAAUUACUUACAUAUGAUAAUUAUUCUUGUAUUUGUACAAUAGCUUGUGUCACAUGAUAAUUCUUUGUACCUGUUAUAUGUAAAUUGUAAAUCUGUGCUGCAAGAUAAUGUUUAUGUAUUUCAUACAUGUAGAUUGCAAUAAUGUAUAGAUUAAACUUUAAACAGUAUGGAAUUAUGA